AUGGAUGUUAAUAUCUAUUUACCAAGGCAAUAUUACGAAAAGACUCAAAGUAAAGCUAUCCCAACUAUUUUCUACCUAUCCGGUUUAACGUGCACCCCAAACAAUGCAUCAGAGAAGGGCUUCUGGCAAUUCCAAGCCGAUAAGUACGGUUUCUGUAUAGUUUUCCCUGAUACAUCCCCUCGUGGUGAAGGUGUUCCAACAGAUCCAGAGAAUAGCUGGGAUUUUGGUAUUGGUGCUGGGUUUUACGUCAAUGCCACAAAACAACCUUUCAAUAAGAAUUAUAACAUGUACCAAUACGUUCAUUUCGAGCUUCCCAAUGAAUUGAAUACAUAUUUCAAUAAGGAGACGGUUGAGAUUGAUUUCCUUGAUAAUGUUUCCAUUGCUGGCCAUUCAAUGGGGGGUUUUGGUGCACUUUCUGGUUACAUGAAGAAUCUAUCAAAAUACAAGUCAUGUUCAGCCUUUUCUCCAAUUGUGAAUCCAAUGAAUGUUCCAUGGGGUCAAAAAGCUUUCAAUGGAUAUUUGGGUGAUAAUAAGUCAGAAUGGAAGGAAUAUGAUCCAUGUGAAUUGGUCAAGACCGUAAAGAAUACAGAAAAUAAGACUAUCUUGAUCCAUGUGGGUACAAGCGAUCCAUUCUUGGAAAAGCAGUUAAAACCAACUAGUUUAUUAGAAGCUAGUAAAGGUACUACUUGGGAAGAUCACAUUAAUUUGAAAUUUGCAGAGGGAUUUGAUCAUUCCUACUUUUUCAUCAGUACCUUUGUUCCAGAGCAUGCUGAGUUCCACGCAAAGCAUCUUGGACUAAUUUAG
This is a messenger RNA of Kazachstania africana CBS 2517, 804 nucleotides long. RefSeq names its product S-formylglutathione hydrolase. NCBI's taxonomy places the organism in Eukaryota, Fungi, Ascomycota, Saccharomycetes, Saccharomycetales, Saccharomycetaceae. The coding region runs from base 1 to 804 and encodes 267 amino acids. Gene Ontology annotation, cellular component: cytosol. The transcript has a single exon. Gene Ontology annotation, biological process: formaldehyde catabolic process. The record is from RefSeq and is a predicted model, not a curated record. Gene Ontology annotation, molecular function: S-formylglutathione hydrolase activity.